This is a messenger RNA of Caenorhabditis auriculariae, 1254 nucleotides long. NCBI's taxonomy places the organism in Eukaryota, Metazoa, Nematoda, Chromadorea, Rhabditida, Rhabditidae. The record is from the annotation of a GenBank genome assembly.
AUGCGGCUGGUCAUUUUUGUGACGUCACUCUUCUCUUUUGUUGGUACGUCAAGUAACGGACAUUUUUUGGGCUACGCCGAACAUACUCACAAGUGUUUACACUGUCCUAACUCAACUUAGACCCCAAGAUCUUGUUGAGUAGCACUUGUUAAGUUUUUUUCUUUUCUUUUUGUAAAAAGUUUCAUAUUUCAAAAUGGCUUUUCUGUACAGCAGAGCCACUUGAAGUAGGUCGAGUGAGCGAAAUAGUGGGAUGAGUUAGAAAUAUCAAAAACAAGAAAAACUUUAAAAAAAAAGUUGAGAGCCAAAUCCAAGAAAUUUUUGAGCUCUAAAUGCACAUUUUUGUAAUUAUUCAAGUUGGAUGGCUUUCCUUCUUUCCUGAUCAUUUUUGGCUAGCAAAAAAUGAAAGUAAAAGAUUUAAUGAAAACAAAGUAAAUAAAAAUAAAGUUUAAAAAAAAAAUUUACAGGCACCCAAUCUACCGAUAUUCGUUGCUACGCCUGUACAACAAUCGACGCCAACGCAAUGCUCAGUGAAAUUUCGGAUCCUAAUUGGCUCCGUUGGCUUGAAAACGUUCGAUAUGUCCCCUUCAGCCAACAGUGUACUGAUUAUUUCCAGGUUUCAUUUUUUUGUUUAAAACAAAACAAAUGCUCAAGAUUAGGUUGAUAUGGCGCUACGAGACGGUGUGAAAAGUACCGAAUGUACCAACGGAGUUUGUAUGAAGAUGAUAUUCCAAGAGAAGAAUGGUGACUUCAUUUUUCUUGAAAGAACUAUACAAAAAUCUUACAGGCGUGAGCCAUGUAUGGCGCAACUGUAUUCCUCAAGCCAAAGAGCAAAUUCGGUCGGAUUGCACGCGGAUCACAAGUGGAGAAGGUUCACUUUUUAUUUUUAUAGUCGACUCAAAAUGCUGAGAUUGAUGUGAAACUUGUUAUUUUCUUAUAACUUCGACCUUCUGAAAAUUUUCUUAGGUUUUUGGGCCGCCGAAACAAAGUCAAUGUUAUUAAUCUAUCAAAACGUCUUUUCUGUUUCAAGUUUCUCACAAACAUUGAAAAAAAAGCUGUUUUUGUCGGAAAAAAAACGUGAAACGGUUGUUUGCUGAACGUGUAAAUCCUCUCAGCGUCGAAAAGACGUCUAAAACCACAACUUCGACUUUUUCAGGAAAUCUUGAAGUUUGCACUUGCGACGGCAACCUGUGUAAUUCCGUCAGGACUACAAGCUUCAUACUGAGUGUGCUCGCUGCAGUGAUACUGGUUUUAUAG